GCUCACGUGACCUCCAGGCGCGAGAUUAAAUUCAAACGGCCGUGUAGGAGGAGAUCAGGGAGUCGGUUGCGUCGUUUCUGCGGGAGAAUCUUUUCCUUGCAAGGCAAGCGGGUGGGAAAUCAAGGAAAGUUGGAAAACUGAAUUCUGUCAACAACAAAAAAAUGGAAGACAAAGAAAAUGCCACUGUAUCUACGGGUAUAUGGAACGAAGGAGACAGUAUACUUGAAAACGCUUUUGUUUCCCCUAAAAACUUGAAUACCCAUGUACUAAAACAAAUUAAGACGGAUACAAAUUGUAAUUCUCCAAACAAUACAACAGUAGCAGAUCCUGAAUCUGCAGCAGUAAAAUCCAAGGUUAUGUCAUUUACUCAGACCUUUCUACAGAAAGCAAACAUAAAGAAACAAAUAAAAGCAGAAGUCUCCAAUUCUGUUCCAUGCAUUUCAGAUAAACGUAUACUUGGCUCAUAUCGUGGAAAAAUAGUUUCUUCUAAGGUAAACUCCUUCAGAAAAGUUCCAGCAAAUGAGCCUAGCAAUUCUCUGCCUAAAUCAGGAGUAAAAUCAGCCACAACUAAUAAUGCAAGUAUAAAGGAUGCUAAAGUCACUGGCAACACCGGUGCUCCUAAAGUCCUAAAUUCCAAGCCUCUUCAGACCAGUACUGUGAGAGUUUCUGUUUAUCAUCCCAAAACUAUUUUGAAUCAUGAGAAACUAACUAUUAGUGGUGGCACAGAGAAUACUGAGGCAGCCCAAAAGAACUCUUCCAGCAACCGGAAAUCACUAUUAAAGACUGUUCCAGUCAAUGCUAAUAAUUCUGUCCCAAGGAUAAACAAACUUGCUUCAUCUAAAACUGUAAGUGGAAGCCUAAAAGUGCCACUUUCUGAAAGUCAUGCUACUUCAAAAUCAAUUAAAAAAGCUCCGACAUCUGUAGAUGUGAGAAGACUUAAGCUAGCUGAAUGGCAGGCUUCAAAAGGGAUAAAGAAGGUACAUAACAAUGUACCUGUAAAUAGUCAGCCUAAAAAAGCAACAUGUCAGCAAACUAUCAAAGAGCCAGCUGAAUCUUUUUGGGCUGCUAUCGUUGAAGAAGAUGAACAAGGACUACUUAAUGAUAAGGUCAACAAGACACUUGCAGAAUGUGUGGAUCUCAUUGAAAAGGGUUUUGUAGGUGAAAGAGUAUAUUCCAUUUUGGAAAACCUGAUAGUGAAAAUACCAGAAGCAAAAAAGUUUGCUAAGUAUUGGGUGUGCCAUAUGCGUCUUGAGCAGUUUCGCUCCACAGAAAAAGUAAUAACUAUUUAUGAAAAUGCAAUUCUUGCAGGAGCACAGCCUAAGGAUGAGUUACGUCAUACAUUUGCAGAUGUUAUAAAGGCUAGACAAGAUCUACCAAAAACUGAUGAAUGCGUGAAGGAAGAAAACUCUGUAAAUCCUGAGGGACCAGCUGAAGCGGAGAUAAAAGAGGCUUUCAAGGAAGUCAGUUUGAAUAACGAAGUGGAGCAUAGUAAUGAAGCUUUUCUAGAAUCAACAGAAAUUUGCUCAAAAAUCAAAGAAGACUUUCCUAAGGAAAAAAACAAAAGUAAAGAACAGAUGCAGAAAGACUUAAAAAAUGAAGAAACUGCUACCAAUGCAGAGAAAGAUAGAAUCCUAGAGAUUCAAACUCCUGAAAAUGAAAAAUGCUCAUAUUUAAUAAAAUAUAAUUUGUCAACGACUUCCCAUUUGGAAAGCACAAAGAAAAGGCUGCAAUGUGAUGACUCUGCAAUUAAAAAUCUGAAAUUCCUAACACCUGUAAGACGGUCCUGCCGCAUCCAUGAAAAAGCGAAUAAGUUACCAAGUAUGCUGAAAGAUCACAGUCCUUGUGUUUCUUCGCUUGAACAGCUUGGAGAAUUUGGAGAUGAAGGCACUGGUUUCAUCUACAGACCAAACAAUGCUUUGCAAACUGUCAACACUGCAACUAUCAGUCAACAGGAGCAAAGCAGAGAAUGAAAGCACAUGUUUUUAUUUAAACCAAAAUUAACUCAGUGUAGGUGUUAAAUUCCUAUGGUUUAACUAACUUUUAAUUUAGCUUUACUGUUACUAAAUAAAUAAAAACACAUGUAAUAUGGAAAGAAUUGCUAUGCUUUAACAUGUAAAGGAGAUACAUUUAUACCAAUCUUACCACUGAAUGAAACCAUUAGAGAGCAUUUCACCAUUAAGAGACCAUUGAUGACAUUAAACUAAUUGUAUAAUGAGAUGCAUGUUGGGCACUUAAGUUAAACUUUGUGGGCAAGGAACAGAAGAACAUUGUGUCUAAUUUGUAGAUCUGAAGAUAAAUCUUUCCAAAUAAUGGCAAUUAGUCAUUAACCGUUUGAUAAUUUUCAAUGUGUUGAAUGUUAAUUCACUUGUACUGAUGUUGUAAACUUUUUAAAUUUACCUUUUUCAAAACUUGUCUGAAUUUCAUCUCUCGCUGUUGAGCUAUAUAUAUGUAUAUUAUAUUGUAUAAUAUACAUAUGUAUUCUAUGUAUGUUAGUGU
Messenger RNA from Notechis scutatus (mainland tiger snake), 2496 nucleotides. NCBI's taxonomy places the organism in Eukaryota, Metazoa, Chordata, Lepidosauria, Squamata, Elapidae. The record is from RefSeq and is a predicted model, not a curated record.